ACAUGGAGACUAAAGGAGAGUGGCAGCUGAUCGACAUAACCGCCAGAAAAUCUGUCAACUCAUCAUACUUUAACAUGGACGGAUUGGACAGUUGGGAUGAAAUCAUUUACCAAAUCGUCCUGAAGCGCAGACCAACUCUGUAUGUGGUGAACCUGCUGAUCCCCAGCUACUGCCUGAUUACCGUAGAUCUGUUCAGCUUCCUCCUGCCUCCUCAGAAAAUGGAUCGCUCUGCCUUUAAAAUGACCUUGAUCUUAGGCUACACCGUCUUCCUCCUCCUCAUGAACGAUCUGCUUCCGGUUACAGGAGACACCAUCCCUCUUAUAAAUGUGUUUUUCUCUCUGUGUUUAGCGCUGAUGGUGGCCAGUCUAUUGGAGACAAUUGCCGUUACUAAUAUUCUCUGUGGCUCGAGUGAUUAUCCCCCUCUACCAAACUGGGUUAAAGUAUUGUUCCUGCAUUACCUGGCUCGACUGGUUUGCUUGCGCAAGAAAGUCUCUGACCAGAAUUCAGACCCUCAAAGUGAGUCUCGUAACAGCUAAAAAGUUUUCUGCGUACAAAAUUAACCCUCUUGGACAACUAACAGUAUAUAACCUAUUCUUCUCUGUGUAAAAAUAUA
This is a messenger RNA of Carassius auratus (goldfish), 613 nucleotides long. RefSeq names its product 5-hydroxytryptamine receptor 3C-like. Gene Ontology annotation, cellular component: membrane. The transcript is spliced from 3 exons. Gene Ontology annotation, biological process: monoatomic ion transmembrane transport. NCBI's taxonomy places the organism in Eukaryota, Metazoa, Chordata, Actinopteri, Cypriniformes, Cyprinidae. The record is from RefSeq and is a predicted model, not a curated record. Gene Ontology annotation, molecular function: monoatomic ion channel activity; transmembrane signaling receptor activity. The coding region runs from base 3 to 536 and encodes 177 amino acids.